Messenger RNA from Linnemannia hyalina, 1053 nucleotides. The record is from the annotation of a GenBank genome assembly. Lineage: Eukaryota; Fungi; Mortierellomycota; Mortierellomycetes; Mortierellales; Mortierellaceae.
AUGGAUCCACUACCUCCGACGACGCACUUUGACGACGACAAGAACAUCUACCAACCAGAGAAAGUCGAAAUCGCCUCCCUCUUCAUCUCCCUCCUCUGCAUCUCCGUCAUGUCCCUCCUCUUUGGGCGCAAGACCGCAGGGACCCGGAUAGGCAGCAUCAACUAUGCCCGAGGGCUCGUCAUCAUGCUCUACUUCCUCUCUUGGCUCUUCUCUGUCGUUGCCGCAAUGCUGGUCCAGACCAACAACAGGAACCAGACCUCCUGUACACUCUCUAUCCUUGUCUGCAUUGUCCUCUACGCGUCCUCUAAGGUUGUCAUCUACUUGUUCUUGACUGAACGCGUCUAUGUUGUGACGGCCCUCGGUGUCACCCGCUGGAACAGUCGGAUGUACAAGUUUAACCUAGCGCUGAUCUCCCCGUACCUAGGCAUCUUUGUCCUUGCGGUGUAUUUCCGCGUUGCCGAGAUCCAAUCAGAUGACGGACAUUGCAUGAUCGGCCUCAAGGCUGCGGCCUCGAUCCCAUUGAUUCUCUACGACACUUUUAUCUGCAGUUGGUUGACGGCUCUCUUUGUCCGCGCCCUGUUGUCCUCGACGUCGAUGCUUCAGGGCCCCACAAAGUCGCGGUUGAGGGAUGUUGCCCGGAGAACGUUUAUUGGUUCUGUCUUUGCUCUCAUCCUCUCCAGUGCCAAUGUUGCGAGUCUAGUGUACUUUGAAGGCAACCAGCGUGGAUUGUACUGUAUGGCGUCCUGUACCCUCGAUGUCACGCUCAACGCGAUCGUCAUCCAUUGGGUGACAUCCAGGACGGGGCGGUCUCGAUCUGAUAGAUAUCACGGUGGUGGAAACUCGAGGGGGCCAGCCUGUGGUGUUCAUCCUCACGGUGGAAACAAUGGCAACGGCAACCAGCAGUAUGCGAUGCAGGGGAUGGACAACUCUGUCGACCCCUUGGAGUCCCACAUCUCGGUCUCAAUCGAGUCCUACGUAGAAGACUAUCAUCGCAUGCAACUGUCGUCCAAACCUCCUCACCAAACCAGCGCCUACAGCCAUGUAGUCGAGUAG